Messenger RNA from Kalmanozyma brasiliensis GHG001, 1311 nucleotides. RefSeq lists its product as uncharacterized. NCBI's taxonomy places the organism in Eukaryota, Fungi, Basidiomycota, Ustilaginomycetes, Ustilaginales. Bases 1 to 1311 code for a protein of 436 amino acids. The record is from RefSeq and is a predicted model, not a curated record. The transcript has a single exon. Gene Ontology annotation, biological process: polyketide metabolic process.
AUGUCCAGCAAGAUCCAGUUCAAAGUCUACGAAAGUGCGGUGGAUCCGGCAAGGAUCCCAGGGCGAGCGCCCACCGUGCUGCUACUCGGGCCAUGGCAUGCUGGUACGCAGGGUCUCGCCGUCAACCUUUCCGAAGAGGGUUACCAGGUGGUGCUGGUCGAUGCUACUCCGAGUUCGGCCUCGAUCGAAGCGCUUCGACGCCGGCCAACGGCCCAUAACGAAGAUACGCCAGACACAGACGGCUGGUCCGUGGCACUUAAUCUCCUCCACCUCAUCGACGGCCAUGCCGGCGGGUGGAACAGGUAUACGGCGCUCAUCACGCUCGGUCUGCCAGAACGAGAUGUCGAUCUUCCGUCGAAGCUGCACAACGAAACAUCCAAAAAAGGAGGGCUGUCAGCGCACGUCGCCUACGGCCCUCAGCUGACGCAGUCGCAAGCCCUCGCCGCUGCUCAGCGCUCCGACUAUCCGCUGCUUCUCCACCUCGCGGAAGUGUCUCCGUUGAUUGGAAGGCUCGUCGAAGCGGCGAAGCGGGGAGACAUCUCGCACGAUGCGCUACCCUUCCAUCCUGAGCUGGGCAGCCUAACCGCCUCCGUAGGUCCGAUCAGACCAAAAUCCCUAUCCGUCUUCACAUACUCGGUGGAACACGAAGGAGAGCCCUCGCAGUGGGCGUGUGCAUUCCCCUUCUCCUCCAACACGAAGGACUACGCUUUCCCGUCGUCCUUCUCCCUCACGGAAGCCCACCGUUCUGCCGCAGCUCUAUCGUACACUCGCACCCUCACAACCCUUAAGUCCGCCAUGGGUCCCCGUUUCCCGCUCGAACAGCUAUGGGACCGCCACACCUACUACGAGUUCGCUACUCGCGACGCCGCCGCCACCAUGUCCACCAUGGUCUCUGAGCCCUACGUCAACCACGUCGCCUGCUUGACCGGCGGCUCUGGCUUCACCCAGCUACACCGGUUCUACGAGCACCAUUUCACAACCGUCAGCCCCCCGGACACGCAGCUGAUCGGCCUAUCGCGCACCGUAGGGGUGGACAGGAUCAUCGACGAGAUGGUCUUCACCUGCACACAUACGACGAUGAUCGAUUACUUUUUGCCGGGUGUGCCGCCCACGGGCAAGAGGCUCAGGAUACCGAUGGUGGGGAUAGUCAAUUUGAGAGGGGACAAGCUGGCUUACGAGAGUCUGUAUUGGGAUCAGGCGAAUGCGUUGGUGCAGCUGGGACUGGUUGACCCGGUGAAGAGCUCGAUGGUGGAGGGAGUGAGGCUGCCCGUGGCGGGUGACGAGGUGGCACAGAAGAUCCUCCACCCAUAG